Messenger RNA from Photinus pyralis (common eastern firefly), 858 nucleotides. RefSeq lists its product as uncharacterized. The record is from RefSeq and is a predicted model, not a curated record. The coding region runs from base 449 to 832 and encodes 127 amino acids. The transcript is spliced from 5 exons. NCBI's taxonomy places the organism in Eukaryota, Metazoa, Arthropoda, Insecta, Coleoptera, Lampyridae.
GUUACGAUAUGGAACAUCGGCCUUCUGUCCAACUGCAAAACCAAUGGGUACAAUAAAUCGGCUAGUAAAGCAGAGUUCUGAACCAGAAGCUGACUGGGACGUAAUAGACAACAUUGAAAUAAUAAAAAGUGAUUAUGAAUAUAAUGAAAAGCUACAUUGGAUCUUAAUAAUACGAAUUUUGUCAUAAUGAAACUGGUUUGUUGGUCCAAUGAUGGACACACACUUACACAGAAAAUGAAGCCCGAGGUAGAGGGCAAAGGAAGGCAAAAAGAAUGCGUGACGACAAUUAUAGCACAUCAGAACCGGAGACUAGUCCGAAAUAACAAGUUUAUAUGAAGUUCAAAACCAGCUAUCGGCAAAUAAGACACAAGCGGUGGACAGGGAAGACAAUGAAUUAGACGAUAAUACUAAUAACGAGGACACUUUACAGUACUUUCCAAUUCAAACCAUGGCAGACCUAAAUGUCUUUGAAGAAAAAUUAUCUUCCGAUCAUGUGUUUUGUAAUGCAGUGAUUACUGCUUUGGAGACGCAGUUAGAGAAGUCAUCAGAAAACAAGACGGCUCGUAGUUUUGUUCGUUUAACGAUGGCUCCGGCGCUACUCCAAAAGUUUUCAUGGAAAAGCCAGAAACGAAAGGACAGACUAGAAAAGAAGGCGUUUGUGGAGUUAAAACUCUACCAAUUAAUGCUGGGAGUUUUAAAAAAAAUUUGGAAAAUUUCCAAUGUGCAGAGAGUGGAAGCUAGUGUGUCCAAUUACAUUGCACACUCUCGAAGUCCUAUUCCACCUACAGAAGAAUCAAAUUUCGAGAAGGAAGAUCCUAUGGAGAAUGUGUAAAUAUACCGUGUACAGUUAAAAUUACA